Lotus japonicus is the source of this 360-nucleotide messenger RNA. RefSeq lists its product as uncharacterized. The transcript has 2 exons. Bases 1 to 360 code for a protein of 119 amino acids. Lineage: Eukaryota; Viridiplantae; Streptophyta; Magnoliopsida; Fabales; Fabaceae. The record is from RefSeq and is a predicted model, not a curated record.
AUGUCUAUUAAGAUAUGGUAUGAAUGUUUUAUGUGGCUGGGUAUCAGUAUUGCACAACUACCUUCUCCAAGAGAACAUUUGCUGCAAUUUGCAUCUUCAGGGCUAAGCAAAACUCAAAAAUCAGGGGAGAUUGCUAUUUGGAUGGCAACAAUAUGGGUAAUUUGGACGUUGCGCAAUAGGACUGUCUUUAAUAACAUUAAUAUUGCUGAUCUGGAUAUGGCUCACAUUAUAGAAUUGAUUCAAGUGAAGUCAUGGCAAUGGAUUCCUGCACAGAUUUGGAGCAGAUUGGUACUCACCUAUUGGGAUAUGUUUGGGAACUAUCUUGGAAGGUUCAUCAAGUAUGGGUACAUACCAGCAUGA